Molecule: messenger RNA, 1200 nt
Organism: Trametes versicolor FP-101664 SS1
Lineage: Eukaryota; Fungi; Basidiomycota; Agaricomycetes; Polyporales; Polyporaceae
Product: terpenoid synthase
Exons: 9
Coding region: 1-1200 (399 amino acids)
Source: RefSeq, a predicted model, not a curated record
AUGAGCGUCGAGCAGCUCCGCCCUUUCCCGACGCACUUUCGUCUGAAGGACCUAACUGCGAUCACUUCCCCCGUGUUCGAGUUCAAGACGAACCCGCACCAGGAAGCAGCGGCGCAAGCCACUAACGUGUGGUUCGAGAGGCGUAAUGUCUACCAUGGGCUCAAGAAGCAGAAGUUCUUGUCCCAUCGGUUUGACUCCUACGCGGGGAUGAGCUUCCCGGAUGCUGACGCUGCCCACCUCGAGACGUGCAUCGCGUUCUUUUUCUGGGCGUUCUCGUUUGACGAUUUAUCCGACGAGGGUGCACUGCAGUCCAAGCCCGACGCAGUCCAGGUCGGUGUGGACAUCUCCAUGGAGGUCCUCAAGAACCCCGCCGCGCCCGCUCCGAAUUUCCCCUACGCCGCCAUGUUGCACGACAUUUGGCGACGUUUCAGAUCUACCGCCAGCCCUGGCGCCUGUAACAGGUUCUACCGGGCCGUCGAGAGCUGGAUGAACUCGCAAGUCGAGCAGGCUCGGAAUCGCUCCACAGAUGAGAUUCCUUCCGUCGAGGACUUUAUCAUCCUUCGCCGGAGAACCAUUGGCGGUCCCAUUGUGGAAGCAAUGGUCGAAUACUCAUUGGAUCUCCAAAUCCCCGAGUACGUCUGGAGCCACCCCGUGCUACAGGAAAUGUCGAAGGCAGUGAUCGACAUCAUGACCUGGCCCAACAAAGAGCAGGCCGAUGGGGAUUUCCAGAACCUCGUGUUCUGUAUCAUGAUCGAGCGCGAUGUCGAUCUCCAGAGAGCGGUCGACAUCCUAACCGACAUGCUGGCGCAGCGCGUUGCGGACUACGUGAGGUACAGAGACCAGCUUCCUAGCUUCGGACCCGAGGUAGAUGCCGAGCUCGCUCGUUACAACAAGGCCAUGGAGCAGUACACGCAAGGCACCGUCGUCUGGUACUACUACAGCCCUCGUUACUUCCGAGGACAGGACGUCUCUGGGAAGACAGAGAUUGUUGUGCCCGUCUACGAGCGCACCGCGCCCGUCGAAGAGGCCGCGCCCGCGCCGCAUGUCUCCACCACCGACUCCGAGAAGGGCGCGGCGUACGCGUCGUUCCGCUUCCCGUUCUCCGCGUUCCCCCAUCUAUCGUUAUUGCUCCUCUCGCUGUUCGCCUGCUUGCUGUACGUCAACCUUCCGUCGCUCGGCCUUCGUCUCGCUCUCCCGUGA